AUCUAUAUAAACCUUUCAAAUUCCAUCUUCAAACACAUCACAACUAACAAUAGAGAAGUCACAUUUCAGCUUGUGUUAGAUAUGGCCACCAACAACCCUUGUUUUCAUUCCUCUUUCCUCUUUUCUCUAUUGCUUCUACUACAUUUUACUUUGGGGAAAAGCCAGCUACAAGUGAAUUAUUAUUCUAGCAGCUGCCCAAAAGCUGAAGAAAUCAUCAAGCAACAAGUCACUGAACUUUAUCAUGAACAUGGAAACACAGCCAUUUCAUGGGUUAGAAAUCUCUUCCAUGAUUGCGUUGUCAAGUCAUGUGAUGCGUCCCUACUUUUAGAGACGGUGCACGGUGUAGUAUCAGAGCAGACAUCGGAGAGAAGUUUCGGAAUGAGAAACUUCAAGUAUGUCAACACGAUCAAAGCUGCUGUUGAGAAAGAAUGUCCAAUGACAGUGUCAUGUGCUGAUAUUGUUGCUCUUUCUGCUAGAGAUGGCAUUGCCAUGUUGGGAGGUCCUUCAAACAUUGAAAUGAAGACAGGAAGAAAAGAUAGCAAAGAAAGCUAUGUAGCAGUGGUGAAAGAGUUGAUUCCAAAUCAUAAUGACUCCAUAUCCUCAGUGAUAUCUCGUUUUCAAGACAUUGGCGUUGACCUUGAAGCCACAGUUGCUCUUUUAGGAGCACACUCAGUUGGAAGAGUACACUGCAUGAACCUGGUCCACAGACUCUACCCAACAGUAGACCCAACACUCGACCCAACACAUGCUGCAUACCUAAAACGUAGGUGUCCAACACCAAAUCCAGAUCCAAGAGCUGUCGAAUACGUGAGAAACGAUCUGAAAACACCUAUGAUUAUAGACAACAAUUACUACAAGAACAUUUUACAAAACAAGGGUCUUCUUACUUUGGAUGCUGAAUUGGCCACUGAUCCAAAAACAGCUCCUUAUGUACAAAAAAUGGCAGAGGAUAAUGGUUACUUCAAUGAGCAAUUCUCAAGGGCUAUUGUUUUGUUGUCGGAGAAUAAUCCUCUUGUUGGAGAUGAAGGUGAAGUUAGAAAGGAUUGUCGGUUUGUUAAUGCUAAAUAAGUGUGUAAUUAGAUAGUUUGAUGUAGCUUGUGUUUUGUGUGUUUGCUUUGUUUAGAAUAAUUAAUGCCUUUGGGCUUAGGUUUGUUUGCUUGUACUUUAUUAUAUGGGUAUGUUGCUUUACCCUACAAAACCAAAUUAUAAAAAAAAAUUCACCUUUUCAUGGAUAUAUUUGUCUUAA
Molecule: messenger RNA, 1246 nt
Organism: Vicia villosa (hairy vetch)
Lineage: Eukaryota; Viridiplantae; Streptophyta; Magnoliopsida; Fabales; Fabaceae
Product: peroxidase 21
Exons: 5
Coding region: 82-1068 (328 amino acids)
Biological process (GO): response to oxidative stress; hydrogen peroxide catabolic process
Molecular function (GO): peroxidase activity; heme binding
Source: RefSeq, a predicted model, not a curated record